CGGUGGAGGUGUGUGUGCAUGCAGUGAGGUGAAUCUGGACAGGAUGGGACAAGCUGUUCAAAGAGAGGAAGAGAGCUCAGCACGCUCAGCUUGUACUUUCCCCCAAAACGCCUUGAACUUCCAUGAAAGUUGAACCAGAGGUUACAUUUUUAGCUGCAGCUACUUGUUACAUCAACUAGUGCAGCACUGUCAUGCUAAUGAAAGGAGAAGCAAGGCCAGGUGUCAAACAAGCACAGGCUGGAGGAAUCAAUUGACCUUUGAACUUGAGUCACUGUAAACUGGAAAAGACAUCACAGACUGAGUGAGCAGACACUCUUCACCCACAUUCACCCCUCCCUCACCCCCACCACACUGCCUCUAUGCUCAUCAACCUGAGUGUUGCCUUCAAGGAACCUCUUGCCUUUCAUGGAACACAGCCUGAACCUCCCUCUGCUGUGGAAGUGACAGCCAUGGAUUCACGUCCAGUGCUGCUCGCUCCUCCACCACCUCCCCUAGCACCUCCACCACCUCCUCCCCCACCUCCUCCUCCACCUCCACCUGCAUCCUUGUCCUCCUCUCCUUUUAGCCGGUCAGAUAGUGCCCGUCGCAGCCGGCUAAGGAAGCUGAACUGGGAGAGCAUCCCCAAAGAGAAGGUGGAGGGGAGGAAGAGUGUGUGGAGCGGGGCAGCACAAGGCGAAGAUGAGUUUCCCAUAGACCUCCACUCUCUGGAUGAACUGUUUGGACAGAAAGACAGUAAACCUCAGGACAGAACGGGCACCUUGAGGCGGAGGUCGGCUUUGCUGCGCUGCAGAUCUCCACAGGACAACCCAGAGGAGAUCUCCCUGUUGGACUCAAAGCGCAGCAUGAACAUUGGAAUAUUUCUACGCCAGUUCAAGUUGCCUGCUAAGGAGAUAGUUGAGGAUAUCAGGCAGGGUGCUGGGGAUCGUUACGGAGCAGAGAAGCUUGCAGAGCUCUGCAAAUUGCUGCCUGACAAUGAGGAGGAGUCCCGCCUGAGAAGGUUCAGCGGGGAGCGGAGCUGGCUUGGAGAGCCUGAUCUUUUUAUUCUGCUGCUGGUGGAAGUCCCCAGCUUUCGGCUACGUCUGGAUGCCAUGAUCCUGCAACAAGAGUUCGACCCUGCUGUGACCUCUCUGUGUGUGGCAGCCAGAUGUCUGAGGGAGGCGGCCAGAGAACUGUUGAGCUGUCCUGAAUUACACUCCAUCCUCCGUUUGGUGCUGAAAGCAGGAAACUAUAUGAAUGCUGGGGGGUAUUCGGGGAAUGCUGCUGGUUUCCGGAUUUCAUCGCUGCUCAAACUGGCUGACACCAAAGCCAAUAAACCGGGAAUGAACCUGCUGCAUUUUGUCGCAAUGGAAGCUGUGAAAAAGGACCAGAGUUUGCUGUCAUUUCCUAGCCAAAUAGGCCAUGUUGGCUCCGCCUCCAGGUUGUCUGAGGAGUCAGUGCUAGAGGACUUAUCCAGGUUAAAAAGCAGAGUGGUGUCCUUAAAGGCAAACAUCCAGACUGAGGCAGAGAUCCAGCGGCAUACACAACCUUUCCUAGAGAUGGCUGAGGAACGUCUGAAGGAGGCAGAGGAUGAAGUAGAAGGUAUGAGAAUGUCAAGUCAAGCACUGGUGGAGUUCUUCUGUGAAGAUGACAGCACGUUUAAACUAGAGGAGGCCUGCAGGGUCUUCAAUUCUUUCUGCCACCGCUUUCAGAAAGCUGUCCAGGAGAAUGCAGAGCGGGAGCUGAAGGAACAGAAACGUUUGGAGCGUCAGCGUGAGAUCGGGGAAAAGCGUCGCUCUCUGGCUGUUUGUACCGGGCUAGACCUGAGCCUCAGCCUUGCCAGAGAGCCUCAAAGUCAGGAGAACCAAGAUGAACUGGAGAAACUAUUAGAGAAGAACUUGAGCUGCACUUGGAGUCGACGCAGCCUGAGAAGCUCAGAGUCCCGCAGACUUUCCCAGAACCUCCCCAACGACACCCAUUUCCAAAACUCAUCCAUGCUGAAGAGCUUCCCUGAGCUUGGCAGCAGUCCAACAUCCACCAGUUAUCACUCCAACAGCUCAUCUGACCAUGAGACCUCUGCUGGGCUUUGUAGCUCUCCAGAGACUGAUGAUAUUUGUUCCCCCAUUGAUAGAGAACCUGUUCUGAGUAGGAGGAGCAGGUGGCUGAACAGCAAAGCAACAAAUCGGAGCAUGGAAUUGGUUCGGGACUUUGACACUGCUACAUUUAGUUGUUCUCAGCGUGGCAGUGGCUUUACACUGAAGCAAAACAGACCUGAAAGCAUUUCCUAUGUUCUGCAAGGCCAAAAAAAGGCAGCAUCACUUGAAAAAGAGGCAGAGGUGUCACAUGAACACUUGGUUUCAAUGACAACUGAAUCUUCACCCAGCUCCUGCUCUACUUCUGCUGCUACACCCCCUGAAACAUCUGCCCUGUGUGAUAAAAGCCAGGACUCAUCUCAAAGACAUAAAUUUGACCUGCCAGUCACAGACAAUACUCCCUCCAUUCAGAGUAAAUCUAAUGGCUCUUGUUUUGAAGGGUCUUUACCUCAUUCUCAUCACACAAAGGGAGUAGUUUCUCAAAGUAACGCAAACACUGGGUCGUUACGGCACCACAAAACUGAGAGCCAAUCACAUUCAUCAAUAAAUGCUCCAGAGAGGAUCCAGUCACAGCCACAGGCAAAUGAGACACCCACAAUGACAACAAGUGAAGACAUUCCUUCCCUUGAUGCAGGUUUAACAAAGCACUCAAACACAGACGUGGUGUCCGCGCCUGUAGAGGAGAACUGGAUGCCCUCCAGUCUACCAGAGUUCAGCCAAUCACAGCCGGCAGGGUUCUCCAACCUGCCAAGUUCUGAGAGGGAGGCGGCGCAGCCGUACUCCCGAGUGGGUGAAUCACUGGAGUGCCACACUCUGGUGAAAGGCCUCCGAUCCUACGACGCCUUGUCACCCCUGACCUCGCCGCUCCCACGACCCGCACCCAGCCUCUGCUCUAAGUGGAGGAAAGAGAGGGAGGUUGACCUCCGAGAGGGGACAACUCCAGGGUCUUCCACAUCAAAGGAGGAGCCUCGAGCUGUGAAGACCCCUGUGCGGAGUGGAAUCGGGGCCAAAAGGGGCCUUGUGUCACGUGCAGGACCUUCCAAUAGCACGGGCAUUCCCAGAGUGCGCUCCAAAACUGAGCCUUCCAAUGGAGCCCCAACCUCUACAAACCCAUCCACACCUAGCCGAUUAACUACUCCUCGCAGCAUAUCCAUGCGCUCCUCCACUGUCACACGUCCCUCUGCUGCUCAGACAGAGGUGAAACGCAGUCACACUACACGGGAAAGGACUCUGAGUGAGCAACAGCCACCAGGAAAGCCCUCCUUAACCCGCAGGACUUCAGAUAGAUCUGUAUCAGAGAAAAGCUCAGGCAGCACCCAACCAGCCUUCAUCAGAGGGACUCCUGUCCGUGUGUCAAAACGUGUUGCUCCCAAGUCUGAGACUCAGGAUCCCUCACAACCUCGCACUGCCCACAGCCCGUCCUCCACCACAGCAAAGACAAUUCGCACGACUGUCAUAUCUGCUGCCCGGAAUAAAACUGCCAAGACAACAAGCACAAGCACCCCUGCUACUAGCUCUAAGAUCCCUACAGCUUCACGGAUUCCUGGCCCCAAAAUGCCUCGAGCUGCUGCAUCUCAGCCGCUGUGGAGGUGAUGCAAGAGAAAAAGUGCCCUUACUGCAGAGUGUUUUCACACUUUAAAUGUCCUUAUGGAUUUCAGUCUAAAUUACAGGCUGAAUAUUCAUGAGGAGUGUGAGUCAUCAGUCAGAUUUCUGGUUUUCUAAAUUCAGCUUUUAUCAAAUUUGCAUGAAUUUCUGGGUGCUUUGGGUUUGAAUAUGUGAGAGGGAGCUGCACUUGAAGCAAUGUGGAGCAUUUUCAUCUAAUUUGCUUCAUCUCACAUUAGAUGCUGCGAUUCCUACCUCUUUUUUUACACGUGUCCUUUGCAGGCGAUGGGACACCACAAGAAGACCCAUUUUACAGUCAUUAUGUUUAUGCAGAACAGGUUAACAGUUAAACACAACUAAGUGACAAUACUCUGUGCCUAGAAAAGACAAGCAUGCUCUGAAAGAAUUAGACACUGAUUCAAUCUCUCUUGCAUUAAAAAAGGAAGGGUUUUUUAAAGUAAGAAAAUUCCCCAAAUGUUUUGCAUACUGUGAUCAUUCCCCCUCAUUAGUUUUUAUUGUGUUCUCAGGCUUGGCUGUCUUGCAGUCCAACCUGAACUUGGUACAAUGUUAAACUGUUGAUCCUCUUGUUGAGAGGUCUCAUCGUUCUGAUGCACUUUACAAACUGAAGAAGAGGCAGCAAGGUGAUGUUUUCUGUAAUAUUUGUUAUUUUAUGUGAAAAGAUUAUAUAACUUUAUUGAAUAGCAUUGGUUGUUAUUCACUGUAUUAUUUGGAUUUGUAUAAAAGAGAAGAUGAAUAAAGACGGUGAUCUGGAAGUGUCUUGUCUCUCAGAAAGGUGCUCAAUGGUCGGAUUAAAGUAUCUGUUCUCCAG
Messenger RNA from Notolabrus celidotus (New Zealand spotty), 4500 nucleotides. It is a transcript of the gene fhdc2, whose product is annotated as FH2 domain containing 2. The record is from RefSeq and is a predicted model, not a curated record. Lineage: Eukaryota; Metazoa; Chordata; Actinopteri; Labriformes; Labridae. The transcript has 12 exons. The coding region runs from base 360 to 3662 and encodes 1100 amino acids.